This is a messenger RNA of Synchiropus splendidus (mandarinfish), 3024 nucleotides long. It is a transcript of the gene ky, whose product is annotated as kyphoscoliosis peptidase. The record is from RefSeq and is a predicted model, not a curated record. The coding region runs from base 74 to 2581 and encodes 835 amino acids. Lineage: Eukaryota; Metazoa; Chordata; Actinopteri; Syngnathiformes; Callionymidae. The transcript has 7 exons.
CGGGGCGCUUCCACCGACUGUUAAGGUCAGCAGGCAUUUUCAAUCCUCUCAGGGAAGCCAUGACUUCAGCGUAAUGUCAGCUCAGAUUGGAAUCCAGAAGUUCUCCUUUCCCUUCCCCUGUGGUGCCCAUCAUUCUCAGCAGGAUGAGACGAGCCAGGGUGUCCAGGCCAAGCCCUCGGAGCUCCCCAAUCUUCAGGGGAGUCACAUCUUAAGCCAGCUAUCCAGCAACGCCGCUGUUGUCGGAGCUGUGGUUCUAAACAAGGAACAGAUCCUUAAGAAAACAAACGCUCAUCCGGCAGAGCCGGUGGCAGCUCUACAGCUCCAGGUCCGCCAUGGCGCUCAUCAGAUUGCAGUGCUUUCUAGGACCAGUAUGUUUGAGAAGCAGGCGGUCGAAAACGAGGAUCAGCGUCCCGCUGCAAAAAGGCAGCUGUCGUCCGAAAGCGCGUCCAAGACGAUCACCGUAGUGAAGAAGAGCGCGGUGAGGAAGGAGGUGGAGGAAGUGAGACUGGCUAAACCCAAACUGGGACAGAGGCUGAUGCCAGGCGGCGCAGCAAAGAGAAAACGACGAAAAGACCUUUUCACCAACACUGAGGUUUUCCACCGGGUCGAUUCACAUGCCAUCAGAGCCGGAGCAGAGCUCAAACAGAAGUGUGUGUACGAUGUCAAGAAGAUCGUCCAGAGCAUCACACAAGGGGCCAGAAAUGAGCUGGAGAAGCUUCGUGCCAUCUGGGUUUGGCUUUGCUACAACAUUGAGUACGACGUGAGCGGCUACCUUGGUCAGUCUGAGAAGCUGAGCUCAACAGAGGAAAUAAUAGCAGCAGGUCGUGGCGUCUGCUGUGGCUACUCCAACCUUUGUUCGCAGAUGUGCAGAGAAGUAGGGAUCGAAUGCCAAGAAGUGCCGGGACACAGCAAAGGAAUCGGUUAUCGUCAGGGUCAGAGCUUGAGAAACGUCAAGUCUGACCAUCUGUGGAACGCCGUGCUACUGGAAGGAGACUGGUUCCUGUUGGACGCCUGCUGGGGCGCGGGGCGAGUCGACAUGGAGCAUGAGAGCUUCGUCAAAAGGUUUGAUGACUUCUACUUCCUAACGGACCCAGAGGAGUUUAUUGACUCCCACUUCCCUGACGAUGAGAAGUGGCAACUCCUCAGCAGACCCAUCACCCUGGAGGACUUUGAGAAGCGGGUCUUUAAAACCUCUGCCUUCUUCACCACGGGAGUCCGACUGAUCCAGCCUCAUCACUGUCACGUCUACACAGAUGAUGGUGAGGCGAACAUCACCCUUGGUUUCUCCAGGCCGGUUACUUUUACCUAUGAGAUCACACCUCAUCAGGACCUCCUUCACUGCGGAGCCUCGGAGCAGAAGGAGACAAGCACCUCCUCCUUUGGUCUUCUGACAGUCUCCCAUCGCAGCAUGAACUUGCAGCUGCUGCCUCCAUCGUCUGGCUUAUAUGACGUGAAGAUUUAUGCCCGACCCGAAAAAGCCACCACGCCGCUGAUUUGGAUAUGCUCCUUCAGAGUUGAGUGCCUUACGCCUCGAGCCAUGGAGGAGAUCCCUGAGAACCCCUUCCUCUCUUGGGGGCUGCAGUCAAAUGCUGGAUCUAUCGGAGUGACGGGUAGCAGUCUGGGAAGUGACGUUGCCGAAGUAGAAGACAGCAACUUCCGAAUAACUUUGAGGACCUCCAGGCCUCUUAUGAUGGUAUGUGAACUGGUCCACCCAAAACUGGCUGGUCCUCUAACCAAACGCUGCUUGGUCACUCAAAUCCAACCGGAACAGUUGACCUGCUACAUCCUCUGCUUGGCACGUGGCUUUUACCGACUCUCAGUGUUUGUUCGGGAUUAUGACAAAACAGAAGGCAAAUUUCAAAACGCUGCCAACUUUCUCAUCCAUUGCAAAGGGAAUGUUGUGGCGGAACAUGAGAUUUUUCCGCCUAACCUCAACUCUACGUGCGGCCCUGGAACUCGCACACUCGAGGCAGGUUUAUCCAAAUUCAGCCACACAGCAGCACUGAUAACCACACAGCAGGGCAAGUGCAACAUCACCUUCCACAACCAGCAGGACCUGGAGCUUCACACGGUGCUCACCCGAGAAGAAAACCAACCUGCAGCCACCCCACUCUCGCGAUAUGUCUUCUGCACUUACAAUGACAGCAAAGUGACAUUGAGUGUCAGCCUGCCCGAUGUGGGGAUCUAUCGUCUGGGUCUAUAUGCCAAGACCACCCCUGGGGGGGAUUUUAACCCCAUGUGUGACUAUGUUCUGAAGAACAGCUGCAAUCAGUCAGGGCUCCCUUUCCCCUGUGUCUACUCGGCGUGGAAGAAAGGCUGCGUGCUCUUCGAGCCCCGCAUCGGUCUGCUGGACCCCCUCUCCUGGGUCCGCUUCAGGGUAAGAAUCCCCGGGGCACAGAAGGUGAGCGUGGUGGGAGAAACACGAACUGAUCUCAAACUGAAUAAGAGCAGAGUGUGGGAGGGGGAGGUUUACAGUGGAAACAGUCUCCAACAACUGAAACUGGCAGCUUCCUCAGGGGAGUCCAAUGACAUGGCUGUUUUGAUGAUCUUUGACAUCAAGCAGCUGGAAAGGGAAGAGUGAAAUGGAGACAGGAACGAUCGGACUUCCAGAAUCCACACCUAUUAAAAGUGAUGUCUAAUGUAAAUAUGGUUGGGUAAAACUGAAACUGUGAGUUAUUUUUAAACUUGAUUUGGAGUUUUCUCUCAAUACGUGGAAUAUAUAUAUAUAUAUAUAUAUAUAUAUAUAUAUAAAUAUAUAUAUAUGAAUAAUCCAGGUUACAUUCAGGACAACAACAAAGGUGCCUACUUAUUACUGUUUAAUACAAUCUGCAUUUUAUUUUGAUGUGCAAUAAAACUAUAUUACUGCACUACAAAUGUCCUUUCUUUGUGUAAAUGAGACGUCGCCAUUCUGUGUUUACUUUGUUUACAAACCAUGGAGAAAUACUUGAAUGACUGAAAAAGGUGCCGUUUAAACUAACUAACCACACUCCACACACAGAAACAAACAUAUACACAUCGCUUUCA